UUUUCGCCGAUUCGGCCCGCGCGCACACGCGGCGCGUCGUCUCACGCACGCAUCGGUCUCUCUCUCUCUCUCUCUCGGUGACUCUUCCGCCGCCUGCGCCGCGGCGCGAGCCGCCAUGGCGAGGCGCGCGAGGCUCCGGCUCCGGCUCGUCCGCGCCCUCGCCACGGCCUCCGCGUCCGGAUCGCCUGCGGCGCCGCGGCCGGCGAGGCAAGCGGCGCCCUACCUGGCGGUGCUCCACCGCCGCGGGAGGGCGGAGGCGGCGGCGUGCCUGAACCGCCACCUCCGCCUGCUCCCGCUCGGGGAGGCGACCUCGCUCCUCGACGCGCUCCCGUCCGUCCGCGACGCCGUCUCCUACAACACCGUGCUCACCGCGCUCUGCCGCCGCGGCCACCACGACCGCGCGGGCGCGCUGCUCCGCGCCAUGUCCCUGGAGCCCCACCCGGCGUGCCGCCCCAACGCCGUCUCCUACACCGUCCUCAUGCGCGCGCUCUGCGCCGACCGCCUCGCGGACCAGGCCGUCGGGCUGCUGCGGUCCAUGCGGUCCGCCGGCGUCCGCGCCGACGUGGUCACCUACGGCACCCUCAUCCGUGGGCUGUGCGACGCCGCGGAAGUGGACAAGGCCGUGGAGCUGAUGGGCGAGAUGUGCGAAAGUGGCAUCGAGCCUAACGUGGUGGUGUACAGCUCUUUGCUCCAAGGGUAUUGCAAGUCUGGGCGGUGGGAGGAUGUAGGCAAGGUGUUCGUGGAAAUGUCCGAGAAGGGAAUAGAGCCGGAUGUGGUGAUGUACACUGGGUUGAUCGAUAGCCUUUGUAAAGUGGGGAAGGCAAAGAAGGCGCACGGGGUGAUGGACAUGAUGGUGAGGAGGGGGUUGGAGCCAAAUGUGGUUACGUACAACGUGCUCAUCAAUUGCAUGUGCAAGGAAGGUUCAGUGAAGGAGGCAAUCGGUGUGCUGAAGAAGAUGUCCGAGAAGGGAGUGGCGCCGGAUGUUGUGACAUAUAACACACUGAUCAAGGGGCUCUCGGAUGUGCUCGAGAUGGAUGAAGCAAUGUGGUUGCUUGAGGAGAUGGUUCGAGGUAAGAAUAUAGUUAAGCCUAAUGUGGUGACAUUCAACUCGGUUAUACAGGGCCUUUGUGAUAUUGGUAGGAUGAGGCAAGCGUUCCAAGUCCGUGCGAUGAUGGAAGAGACUGGGUGUAUGGUUAACUUGGUGACAUACAAUCUGCUGAUUGGUGGACUCCUUAGAGUCCACAAGGUAAGGAAGGCUAUGGAGCUGAUGGAUGAGAUGACUAGUCUAGGGCUGGAGCCUGAUUCAUUCACCUAUAGUAUACUGAUAAAGGGUUUCUGCAAAAUGUGGCAAGUUGACCGUGCAGAAGAUCUUUUAUCUACAAUGAGAGAUCGUGGGAUAGAACCUGAGCUAUUUCACUAUAUUCCUUUGCUUGUAGCCAUGUGUGAACAGGGUAUGAUGGAACGAGCGAGGAAUUUGUUCAAUGAAAUGGACAACAACUUUCCACUAGAUGUGGUUGCAUAUAGCACUAUGAUCCAUGGUGCUUGCAAAGCAGGGGACUUGAAAACUGCAAAAGAGUUGCUUAAGAGCAUAGUUGAUGAGGGACUGACUCCUGAUGCUGUUACAUAUUCUAUAGUAAUCAAUAUGUUUGCUAAAUCUGGAGACAUGGAGGCGGCAAAUGGUGUGCUUAAACAGAUGACAGCAAGUGGCUUUUUGCCUGACGUUGCCGUAUUUGAUUCACUGAUCCAAGGUUAUAGCACAAAAGGAGAGAUAAACAAGGUUCUCGAGUUAAUUCGGGAAAUGAUAACAAAGAAUAUAGCACUUGAUUCAAAAAUUAUUUCCACUCUUUCCACUUCUCUGGUUGCAAGCAAUGAAGGCAAAGCAUUGUUGCAGAGCUUGCCUGAUUUCAGUGCAGAAAUAUCAAAAGGCAACAUCAAUUCACCCCAGGAGUUAAUGAAAGUGUUGCAUAAUGUGUGCCCCCAAACAAAUUAAACCUGGUGUUGAGCCUCUUUCAUGUUCUCCUGCGCAGGCUAUAUCAUUCAAAGCUCCCAGCAAUCAGCAAUUGCACAAGAGAGCAAAACUAAAUCUGGGUACAUUUGCCGGAUCGUUGGCUAGCUGGAGUCAUCGAAAUUCACAGGCAAAUAUGAUCAUUUGCCACUCUUUAGAUUGCCACCUGCCACCCAGUGAGGCUGUGACAAUGACACGGGGGGUCGAUGACAUAUGGGCUAGGAUGGAAAAACAUCAAAUUCCCAAUCUAAGAGUAGCAAAUCAUCAAUUUUGGGAUGAGGAUUUAGGAUAUAGCAACUUGCAAGUAUAUAGGAGACAGGAAGUCCAUGUCCAGCAAGUAUCAGAUGGGCAUGAUUCACGGCAGUACGGAUGACUAUUUUCAAGGGCUAGCAUGAUACCAGCAUCAAAGGCCAGGAAGCAACGAACUUGAAAGUUUCGUUUCAAACUCGAUAAUGACAUGCUACUGUGUCAUCUGCUGCCGACAUCUCCAUGGUCUUGGUGCCAGAGCUGGACUUCACCUGCUCGGGUCCUGAAGAGGUGGCAUCUGUGCUUCCAAGGGCUUGUUCUCCAUUGAUUGAUCUAGCGUGUAUGCAGCCUUUUCUAACUGGGAUUAAGAGUUGAGAUUGUUUUUCUUGUCCCUGGUAUUGUUAAUUUGAUACGCAAAUUAUUUUGACGUUGUAGUGGUAUGGCAAAAAGUAUCUCUUUUACGGUACACAAA
This is a messenger RNA of Oryza sativa Japonica Group (Japanese rice), 2723 nucleotides long. RefSeq names its product pentatricopeptide repeat-containing protein At4g28010. Gene Ontology annotation, molecular function: protein binding. The record is from RefSeq and is a predicted model, not a curated record. NCBI's taxonomy places the organism in Eukaryota, Viridiplantae, Streptophyta, Magnoliopsida, Poales, Poaceae.